UCUCAUAAUGCUGCCCACCAUUUCUUAAAAGCGCAUUUUGUAGCGCGCAGACUUGGCAGAGCGACGGUCUGAAUGUGCGUUAAAAAAAAACACGUGAAUAUAGAUAUAAUACUACCACCUUCACUGAGAGAAAAAGAAAGAGAGAACACAAGGAGGAAUAGAUUCUGACCAUCAGAUUUUAUUCCCACUCCUCAUCACAGGAAUUAACUUGGGAGCUUCGUGACCAAGAAACCUUUUGAUAUUCAAGCUAUUGAGCGACCAUAAAGGAUCGUCUUGAUCGUAACCAUACAAGCCAAAGAAGAUCUGUUACAACUUGGAUGAUGGAGCCUACUCAGUCAGAGAUGAAUAUCUUAUCCAACGGGAAAAGCCAUGACCUUGAAGGUGACUUGGGAGUGCCAAUGAAGACGUUGCCAGAAGAGGAUCAAAAUGGCACUCAAACAGUCAGAUUUGAGGAUCCUGACGGCGGACUGGAGAAUGAUGAAUUUUUGCCCAGUGCAGAUGGAAAGAAACCGAUACGCUUCACAGAUUUUGAAGGAAAGACCUCUUUUGGCAUGUCUGUCUUCAACCUGGGUAAUGCUAUUAUGGGCAGUGGAAUCCUGGGGUUGGCGUAUGCCAUGGCCAACACUGGCAUCCUCCUCUUCUUGUUUCUUCUGACUUCAGUUGCAGCCUUGUCUUGUUACUCCAUUCAUCUGCUGCUCAAAUCCUCUGGCAUUGUGGGAAUUCGAGCUUAUGAAGAGCUGGGCUACAGGGCCUUUGGCACUCCUGGAAAAAUGGCUGCUGGUAUAGCAAUCACCCUGCAGAAUAUUGGAGCCAUGUCCAGCUACCUGUACAUUGUUAAAUCUGAGUUGCCGCUGGUCAUCCAAGCUUUCCUGAAGGCAGAGCCCAACUCUGAUCUGUGGUACAUGAAUGGAAACUACCUGGUCAUGAUGGUCUCUGCCAGUGUCAUCCUGCCCCUGGCUUUAAUGAAACAGCUCGGUUACCUUGGCUAUACCAGUGGAUUUUCUCUCAGCUGUAUGGUGUUCUUUCUCUCUGCGGUUAUCUAUAAGAAGUUUCAGAUCCCCUGCCCAUUCGAGGAGUAUUCAGCCAACAGUACUGCUGCCCACCUCGGCCUCAACGUCUCAAGCCACGGCCACGAGUACAACAACGGUCUGGUUCACGAGAACGAUGACUCCCACUGCUCCCCGCGCAUGAUCACCUUCAACUCACAGACAGCAUACACCAUUCCCAUCUUGGCUUUCGCCUUUGUUUGCCACCCUGAGGUCCUCCCCAUCUACACCGAGCUCCGCAAUCCAACGAAGAAGAAGAUGCAGAAGGUGUCCAACAUCUCCAUCUUUGUCAUGUACACUAUGUACUUUCUGGCAGCUCUCUUUGGCUACUGGACCUUUUAUGGCAAUGUGGAGCCUGAACUGCUGCACACUUACAGCCGGAUUGAUCCUUACGACACGUUGAUGCUGUGCGUGAGAGUGGCCGUCCUCACGGCUGUGACGCUGACUGUCCCUAUUGUGUUGUUCCCUGUGCGUAGAGCCAUCCAGCACAUGUUAUUCCCCACCAAGGCUUUCAACUGGUUGCGUCACAUUGCCAUUGCUGUCAUUCUGCUCACUGUCAUCAACUUGCUGGUGAUAUUCGCUCCCAACAUUCUGGGAAUCUUCGGUCUCAUUGGUGCCACGUCGGCUCCCUGCCUCAUUUUCAUCUUCCCUGCUGUCUUUUACAUCCGCAUCGUUCCCAAUGAGGAUGAACCCAUGAACUCUGUUCCUAAGAUAACGGCUGCCUGUUUUGCUGCUUUGGGCGUCUCCUUCAUGGUGAUGAGUCUGAGCUUCAUAAUCAUCGACUGGACUACAGGAGGCGGCCUUGGUGCAGGAGGCCACUAGAUGCUGCUUCGGUGUGUGUGAGCUCUGGAAAUAACCAGUCAAUGUAAAGGGAGCACUGUCACCUCAGUAGGAAGAACACACCACAGCACAGGGCCUGGGGUUUAUAUCCAUAUACGGUAUGUUGGUUGGAAUCACACUGGUACUGAUCGAGUUAAAUUAACUUUUUUGAGUGUAACUUAACACAUAUUUUUGCAUAACGACAUUAUAUAAUUCAUUUUAACAUAGUGCAAUGGUAAUGCAAUUUUUAUGAAUAAUCAGGACUACACAGGGUCUUUUUUUAUUACCAUCUGUUAAGUCCAUCCACGAUGGUGAAAUGGUCCUUUCCUGUUGCUUCCUCUUUAUUUACACACAAACAACUGCAGCUGGUACUGUACAGAAAAAAUAGAAGUUAGGCUGAAGACGUGAAGGCCUCAGAAUAUACAUGAGAAAUUACUAGUUAUUUUUACACAAAUAUUAAUUAUUUUCCACGAGACGCACAAAAGAGAAUAGUCAGAUGAUCUCAUCCUGAACCAGCUGCACUCUGAACUGUUCAUCUUGAUGUAAUAUAAAACAAAACAAAAGUGCUUUAAGGCCUUAAGAGUACAGGUGACAUUUCAUUUCCUGAUCUGUCCAGUUGUUCCAGAUCAGCUAACUCUCUUCAGAAACCCUGGUGCCUUUUAGCAUUUGGAACAGCACACAAACACAGCAAAAACAGGAGUGUAUAUUUAUUUAGCUACUAUAUAUAUCUGUUUUUAAUUUCAAAUGGACUAUAUUUAACUACUGUAUAUGAUAAAGUCAAUGAUCCAAAUAUAUCAUGUAUGAUAUCAGUUAUAGCUUACAGUAUAUAAAUGAUGGAAGGAGUUACGACUGAAUAUAUUUUUUAAUGUUUGAUCAAAUUCAAAGAGCUUGAUCUUAGGAUCUCAUACCUCCCUUUGUAGAACUUUUAGCACACAUACAGUAUGUCAAACUGUGACCUUGAAUAUAGACCAAGUACAGCUCAAGUUUUACCUUUGAGUCUAGCUCCUUUAUCUCUUAAGUUCUUGAUAACCCCUUUAAAUUUCUCAUUAAGUUUUUAUAAACUCAGAAAUCACGUUUUCCCACA
Sebastes umbrosus (honeycomb rockfish) is the source of this 2949-nucleotide messenger RNA. It is a transcript of the gene slc38a3b, whose product is annotated as solute carrier family 38 member 3b. The record is from RefSeq and is a predicted model, not a curated record. Gene Ontology annotation, molecular function: L-asparagine transmembrane transporter activity; L-histidine transmembrane transporter activity; L-glutamine transmembrane transporter activity. Gene Ontology annotation, biological process: asparagine transport; L-glutamine transport; amino acid transmembrane transport. The coding region runs from base 318 to 1868 and encodes 516 amino acids. NCBI's taxonomy places the organism in Eukaryota, Metazoa, Chordata, Actinopteri, Perciformes, Sebastidae. The transcript has 17 exons.